AUGGCUACGAAGAAACGCUUGGAAUUGAAACUUCCAAUCUCAAUUCCUCUGAGACAUCACAUACUCAUGCCAAUGCCUCUGCCUCUUCCUCCGCAGGAAAAUCUGAAGAACAGCAUAAAAGGGCUCUGUGAUUUGGAAAAAGUGGGAGUUUUGGGACAUGGCAGUCAAGGCAGUGUGUAUAAAGUUCUUCACAGAAGAUCUUCAUCUUAUUUUGCUCUCAAAGUUGUGCGCCUCGACUGUGAUCCCUCCUCCACGAGACAGAUUAUGAGGGAGGUGGAGAUAGCUAAGAAGAUCAACUCCCCCUCCAUUGUGAAAUGUGAGGGUGUUUUUGAGCAGGGUGGGAACAUAAAUUUUGUGCUGGAAUACAUGGAUGGAGGCUCUCUGGCCAAUUUGUUAAAGCACAAGAGAAGAAUGACAGAGUCCUGUAUUGCUAAGAUUGCUAGACAAGUUUUGGAGGGAUUGAAAUACCUUCACAGUGAGAGGAUUGUGCACAGAGACAUCAAGCCUUCCAACCUGCUGAUUGAUAGAAGUUCAGGAGUGGUUAAAAUUGCAGACUUUGGAGUGAGUGGGAUUGUUUCACAGAGUAUGGAUGUCAGCUGUAAUUCUUAUGUGGGUACUUGUGCUUAUAUGAGUCCAGAGAGAUUCGACCCAGAUACCUAUCGAGGAAGUUGUAAUGGGUAUGAGGGAGAUUUGUGGAGCUUGGGAUUGGCAAUGCUGGAAUGCUAUUUGGGACAUUUUCCAUUUCUGCCACCUGCACAAGAGCCCGACUGGGUCACUCUCAUGUGUGCCAUUUGUUUCGGGGAUCCGCCAUUGGUGCCGCCCACUGCGUCUAAAGAAUUCCAGAGUUUUAUCAAAUGCUGCCUUCAGAAAAACCCAAGAAGUAGAUGGACAGCGUCUGAGCUUCUCCACCAUCCUUUUCUCAACCCGGUUCUUGUAUAA
Cryptomeria japonica (Japanese cedar) is the source of this 939-nucleotide messenger RNA. Its product is annotated as mitogen-activated protein kinase kinase 9-like. Bases 1 to 939 code for a protein of 312 amino acids. The transcript has a single exon. Lineage: Eukaryota; Viridiplantae; Streptophyta; Pinopsida; Cupressales; Cupressaceae. Gene Ontology annotation, biological process: protein phosphorylation. Gene Ontology annotation, cellular component: cytoplasm. The record is from RefSeq and is a predicted model, not a curated record. Gene Ontology annotation, molecular function: protein serine/threonine kinase activity; ATP binding.